CCCACCAGAGCCCCCUGUUCCUUAGAAACCAGGCGGCGUGUUCCCGGUGUCGGUGCGCUGGAUUCCGGCGCCCGCGCAUCCGCGCUAGCCUCCCUCAAGGUGGACGGGCGGCCUCCGAAACCCGUCCGGAUCCAUGGUCUCGCGUGCGGCUCCGGGCGGGCGAUGCCAGCGUGCCAGGAGCCAUGUUUGAUCAGGACUACAGGAAGGUCAGCUCCAUUCUGGAGACCCUUGUAAGGAGGUGAGCAGUUGAGCAGAGACCAGGAUGAAGUUGCUGCCAGGAGUGGGCGUGUUUGGGACUGGCAGCUCAGCACGGGUCCUAGUCCCACUGCUGAGGGCAGAGGGUUUCACCGUGGAGGCCCUAUGGGGAAAGACAGAGGAGGAGGCAAAGCAGCUGGCCGAGGAGAUGAACAUCACCUUCUACACCAGCCGGACCGAUGACGUCUUGCUGCAUCAAGAUGUAGACCUGGUGUGCAUCAACAUCCCCCCUCCGCUCACCCGGCAGAUAUCCGUGAAAGCUCUAGGAAUCGGGAAGAAUGUGGUAUGUGAGAAGGCAGCGACAUCAGUGGACGCCUUCCGGAUGGUGACGGCGUCUCGCUACUACCCGCAGCUGAUGAGCCUGGUGGGGAACGUGCUGCGCUUUUUGCCUGCUUUUGUGCGCAUGAAACAACUGAUCGCAGAGCACUAUGUGGGCGCAGUGAUGAUCUGCGAUGCCCGCAUCUACUCCGGGAGUCUUCUCAGCCCCAGCUAUGGCUGGAUAUGUGAUGAGCUCAUGGGUGGUGGGGGCCUGCACACCAUGGGUACCUAUAUUGUGGACCUGUUGACCCACCUGACUGGCCGGAAAGCCGAGAAGGUGCACGGGCUACUCAAGACCUUUGUGAGGCAGAACGCCACCAUCCGUGGCAUCCGGCAUGUCACCAGUGACGACUUCUGUUUUUUCCAGAUGCUCAUGGGUGGGGGGGUGUGCAGCACAGUGACACUCAACUUCAACAUGCCGGGUGCCUUCGUGCAUGAGGUCAUGGUGGUGGGCUCAGCAGGGCGCCUUGUUGCCCGGGGAGCUGACCUCUAUGGGCAGAAGAACUCUGCCGCACAGGAGGAGCUGCUGCUGAGAGACUCACUGGCCGUGGGUGCGGGGCUUCCGGAGCAGGGUCCCCAGGAUGUCCCAUUGCUUUACUUGAAGGGUAUGGUCUAUAUGGUGCAGGCCUUGCGCCAAUCCUUCCAGGGGCAGGGGGAUCGCCGUACCUGGGAUCGCACCCCCGUCUCUAUGGCAGCCUCAUUUGAGGACGGACUAUAUAUGCAGAGCGUGGUGGAUGCCAUUAAGAGAUCCAGCCGCUCUGGGGAGUGGGAGACUGUGGAGAUGCUGACGGAGGAGCCAGAUGCUAACCAGAACCUGUGUGAAGCACUUCAGCGGAACAACCUGUGAGCCACACACGAGGUUCCUCCCACGGGCAGAGGAACCAGGGAGGGAACUGGGAGCUGUGAUUGCUAUAGCAGAGACAGUGUCUUUUGUUUAAUAAAUCAGCCUGGGCCAGGGCUAGGCGCCAACUGAAGGUGGCCAAGGAAAAAGCCCAUCUGUCCAUGAUUGACUCCUCAGACUUGCAGGGCAGCAGCCACUCCUGCUGCCAUAUUGUAGGCUAGCAGUGUGUGCAGGAGAGGGCUGUCACCUGGCCCCUUGCGGUUCUCCCAGUGGGCAGGGCCAGUAUAAGAUCAGUCUGUGUGCUGUUCAGCCCGAUUUGUGAUCUGACAGGAUGAGAAAGCCCAAUAAAGACCAGCUUGGUUGAAUCCUAAGGGGAGAUGGCAGAAAACCUUGCCUAUCUUGAACCAGGGCAUCUCAGGACUGGUGAGGACAACAGGUCAUCCCUUAGGGAUCUUCACCCGCCCUCCCACGUGAACAGGCCCUUCCUACAGAAAAGAUUUCUGUAUUACACAUACUCUAGGGAGGAGGGCCCCUGACUUGGCAGAGAGGAGACAAAGGGGGACUGUAGAACAUCUGAGAAAUGUCAGUAAAUGGAAAAAAAAGUGA
Messenger RNA from Psammomys obesus (fat sand rat), 2020 nucleotides. It is a transcript of the gene Gfod2, whose product is annotated as glucose-fructose oxidoreductase domain containing 2. Gene Ontology annotation, biological process: extracellular matrix organization. Bases 263 to 1420 code for a protein of 385 amino acids. The transcript has 3 exons. Gene Ontology annotation, cellular component: extracellular matrix. Gene Ontology annotation, molecular function: nucleotide binding. The record is from RefSeq and is a predicted model, not a curated record. Lineage: Eukaryota; Metazoa; Chordata; Mammalia; Rodentia; Muridae.